GCCAAAAUGAUGUUUGCCAACGUCCGCGCUCACCGCACCAUCUCUCUCAUUCUGACAGUAGCGGCAGCUGUGUUUUAUGCCGUUGCUGCUGCGACCAACACGGUGUACAGCACCGACGCGAAGACGUACGUCCCAAACCAGGGCUGGCUCUACGUAACCGCCGACGCCGGGUUUUGGAAGUUGUGCGUGCUCGACCAGUGCGACUGGUGGCAUCGGCAAGAAAUCAAUGGUUUUCGGAUCCUCACAAGCUCCGGCGCGACCAAGCUCUACGCGAGCGGCAGUGUUGUCGCGUCGGCCGCGCUGUUUUCCGGGAUUGCCGCGGCGGUUAUCGCUGCAGUUACAAUCAACGCGACUCUCCGCAGUCGAUGGAUUCUCGGAUCACUCAGUUUGGCAGUGGUUGUCGCGGCUGCGGGCUUGGGCAUGGCGGUGGACCUCAAAGCCCGCCCUGGCACAUGGCUCGAUCUCGACUUCAUCACCAUCCCCAUCACAGUCGACUACGGUCACAUGUUUGCCCUGAUCGCCGCAGGCUUUGUCGCCGUCCUCCUGGCACUGAUUCAAGAGAUUGCAGUCUUCUUUGUGCAUGGAGACCAGCGCUACCUGCCGAUCGGAGCGUAACUCUCUGCCGUAAAACAAUAAAAAAUAAAAAUCAAAAAAGUGAAAAAGUGA
Molecule: messenger RNA, 666 nt
Organism: Capsaspora owczarzaki ATCC 30864
Lineage: Eukaryota; Filasterea; Ministeriida; Capsasporidae
Exons: 1
Coding region: 7-615 (202 amino acids)
Source: RefSeq, a predicted model, not a curated record